UAACGUCGUCAUCUUCGAUUUCCUCAUAUACUUCGUAUAUAUAUAUAUAUAUCUUUCGCUGUGCGUGAAAUUAAUCUGGAGCGCCGCCGGCGCAUAUAUAAAUAGUUAGUAUAUGUCGUUCUGCAACAGUGGUGGUGUGGCGGAGGACGGAGGUGAAAGCGCGACCAAUGACAGGGCGGUGGUGGAUAAAUACUUCAAUGAGAUACCUGUGGGUUACCGGUUCGUGCCGACGGACGAAGAGCUGGUGGUUCACUACCUGAAGAACAAGAUUCUGGGGAGACCCCUUCCUCGCAACAGGAUCCUCACCUGCAACAUUUACGAAUCCCAUCCCCAGAUUCUUUUUAGGAUGUACGGUACAAUAAGAGAAAGUGCAUGCUAUUUCUUCACGACAAGGGAGAAGAUGAAUGCAAAUGGGUCAAGACCCAAAAGAAAAGCAGUGAAUGGGUACUGGAGGGCUAGCGGGCGUGACGAACCAGUCCGGAGUAGUAAAAACAACCAGGUCGUCGGCUCCAAGAGGACACUUAAUUACUUCGAAGGAACUCAUCAACUUAAGGGCCGCAACAAGGGCAUGAAGACAAAUUGGAUGAUGCAUGAAUAUAUUUCCACACAUCAUCCAAACUCUAUCCCUCAUCCUUCAAAUCCUUCCUCAAAGAUGAAGCUGGAUGACUACGUUUUGGUCAAGAUAUACCAAAAAGCUGGAACGACUACCCCUCCUGAGAAUGAAGACAUCAUCAAUGAUAGUAUGGAGAAUAAAGAUGAAAUGGGGAUGGUGAGUUUGCCUGAUAAGAAGCAGCAGGUGCUGGAAACAUCACCAGUGGAGCUGUGGUCCUCUUCUGAUGGAGCAGGUUUGAUGCUAGGAUCAUCAGAGCUAUCAUUCCAAUAUAAUGAAAGUGAUGAUCUUCACAUCCAGCUUACCUAUUCUACUCCUACUAACCCCCCGCCGCCUCCGCCUCCACAGACGAUGCAACAUCACCAUGAGAUUAAUAGAGAGGCGGCGGAGGAACUUCUACGCCGCCGGGGGAGCAACCACACCCGGCUGCAUGAUCACAGUUGGCCGGCAAAGACCAUUAUUUCGCCAGCUGCGGCUUCUUGCAGAUACCCAUCGGCGCCGCCCUGCUAUGAUUUUGGGAUCCCCUUCAUCUGGCAAAAUGAUCAAGGCCUACCUCCACUCCUGCAUCCUAGUCGCCUAGUAAUGCCCACUCGUGCUGCUUCUGCGGUGUACCCACCGGCGGCUGACGGCAGAGGUUUUCAAAACGGAGGCUGCCAAGGAAACCCUUUUGCUACCACCUCUUAUUACCCAAAAGAAGAUGUGUGGGAACUACAUGGUUUAGUUGCUGCUGCUAUUAAUAAUAAUAAUAAUAACAACACCAACAACAACAAUAGUAAUAAUAAUAAUAAGCCUGCAGCAGAAGGUGUGGCAGAUAUAGGUGAAGCUCCUCCUAAUUAUAAUAAACACGAGAAGUUCGUUUAAUGGUACUCCCUCUAUAUUAGUUGUCUAUUUGUCUUUCGCAUGGUUUAAGAUAAUUAUUGUAAACAUUAUAAAAGAUAAGAUGAGAUGUUUGAUAUUGUAGCGGUCCGAUCCUGUAGUGAUACUUAAUGGUACUGUACUUGCAUUUUGAGUGAGUUUCUUUCCAAAAAGAGAAAUUAAAUGAGACAACUAAAGUGAUAUAGAGGGACUACUAUUCUUUAAUUUCUAGAUCAGAACUUGAUACUUUAGGCUAAACGUACUGAUCGAACAGCUUCUAUCUAAGUCGAGUUUGUAAUCUUUGUUUGUAUGAG
Cuscuta epithymum is the source of this 1779-nucleotide messenger RNA. The record is from the annotation of a GenBank genome assembly. Lineage: Eukaryota; Viridiplantae; Streptophyta; Magnoliopsida; Solanales; Convolvulaceae.